Komagataella phaffii GS115 is the source of this 891-nucleotide messenger RNA. RefSeq lists its product as hypothetical. The record is from RefSeq and is a predicted model, not a curated record. Bases 1 to 891 code for a protein of 296 amino acids. NCBI's taxonomy places the organism in Eukaryota, Fungi, Ascomycota, Pichiomycetes, Pichiales, Pichiaceae. The transcript has a single exon. Gene Ontology annotation, biological process: regulation of transcription by RNA polymerase II; smoothened signaling pathway. Gene Ontology annotation, cellular component: nucleus. Gene Ontology annotation, molecular function: DNA-binding transcription factor activity, RNA polymerase II-specific; RNA polymerase II cis-regulatory region sequence-specific DNA binding.
AUGAGUGAUUCAGAUUUUGAAUGGGAUGAAGCGUUGUCAGCGGAUCUCUCUAAGAGUAAAGUGGCACGAGCUUUUAUUCCAGAAAGUGAAAUCAUUGACAAUUUCAAUACCGUUCAGCAUUGUUUAUGGACAGAUUGCAACGAUAAGUUUGAUAACCUGGACCAGGUGGUGAGUCACAUCAACCACACGCAUAUUUCCAAUGAUUCCAACAAAGAUCACUGUUGUAAUUGGAGAGACUGUUCUAGGAAGGGUAUACCUCAGGCUAGUCGAUUUUCUUUAAUGUCACAUGUUCGAUCACAUACAGGAGAAAGGCCCUUUUAUUGUCUACUACCGGAAUGUCCGAAACAUUUCACAAGAUCAGAUGCGUUAUUGAAACACAUAAAGACGAUACAUAACAUCGAUUCUCCAAAUGAAGCUCAAGAGGAAGUGUUUCCAUGGUGGUACCCCUCUUUGGAAAGCGAUAAGCAAAAGCUUGAAUUUGUAAACGAAAAGACAGUUAGAGACAGGUAUUUAGACCUACUAGAACGGUUUGAAUCCGGAGAAUUGUCCAAGGACAACCUUUCCAACUACGGCGCGCUUUUCAAUAUCAAUCACAUUGACGUUAAUAACAACCUGAAAAAACAUAUUCUGGAACGAGCUAAAGAACAUUAUGAAACUCUGGCAGAAAAUAAUGUCCACCUUCCUUCAGAUGACGAUAUUGACAAGUUGGGCACUGAAGAGUUGGUGCAUUUAGCUGACACGCUAGAGCGAUACGAGUCUCAGUUGAAGGCAUUUCACGACAAUGUGUACACUGAGUAUGGAAAUGAACUUAACGAGACAAAAAAAUGGAGUUACAAGCUAUUGACUGUUCAAAAUGCUGUCUUUAUGGAUAAGUUAGAGAAGGAGUUGUGA